Messenger RNA from Perca flavescens (yellow perch), 1797 nucleotides. RefSeq names its product CASP8 and FADD-like apoptosis regulator. Lineage: Eukaryota; Metazoa; Chordata; Actinopteri; Perciformes; Percidae. Gene Ontology annotation, biological process: regulation of apoptotic process; proteolysis. The coding region runs from base 397 to 1773 and encodes 458 amino acids. Gene Ontology annotation, molecular function: protein binding; cysteine-type endopeptidase activity. The transcript has 10 exons. The record is from RefSeq and is a predicted model, not a curated record.
UUUUGCUUUCACUUUCACUUAGUUAUCAGCCUGUUGUGCAGUUUUGUAGAAACUAGAAGAAUUAUGCACCGUAUAAUCGCAUUUGCGUAAUCAAAGUACAGAUCUAGGCAUAUAGAAGAUUUUCAACUAACUCGGCGUGUACGAUUUAAGGGAUUUCCAUAGGUAUUCCCCGUGUAGACUGUAAAUACUAGGGUGUUUCCCCAAGUUUUUAGUCGUGCGUCAUCACCCUUCCGUAUGGUUUAACCUACUUUGUUCCUCUUAUAGCCUGUUCCUCUGUUGUCAGAUUUCAACGGUGAAAGUUUAUAGGCAUACCGGUCAAAUUGCUAUUUGUUGAUCAUUAACGGUAGAUCGGUCUUCAUUGCUGGAUUAUCAUACGUGACUCUUCUACCAAAGACCAUGGCUCUUUCGGACCAGCUUCAGGCCAUUAAUCAAACAGCGGAGGCUCUCAGCAGCUGUGAACGCAGGAGGCUCUUCUACCUGUGUGAAAUCUUGGACACGGACAACAGCGAGGCUUGUACGAAGGAGAUGCUGAAAUCUAAAGUGUUGUGUCACGAGAGAGGUAACCUGUUUCUGACAGAGCUGAUGUUGCAGUUAAGACGUUUUGAUAUCCUGAGGAAGGUGUACCAAACGAGCAGAGAUGAGGUGGAGAAGACUCUGAAACACAACCAGGUUCUGCCAAGAUUCAGAGUAUUGAUGACUAAUAUAAAUGAUGAUAUGGCCAAUGAGGAUCUGAACAAUGUGAAAUUCUUGUUCAGCAGCACGUUGUCCCGUGAGCAGAUGGAAAAAGCAAAGAGUUUCUUGGAUGUGAUCAUUGAACUUGAGAAGCUGGAUAUAGUUUCACCUGAAAGAGUUGACUGUAUAGAGAAAUGUUUGAGAAACAUUGGCAGGGUCGACCUUGCCAAAAAAGUGACUGCAUACAAGAUGUCAGCUGUGACAUCUGAAGGACAUUUAUCUCAACAGCAAAGGUACACAGCUCAUUGUCCAGUCCCCACUCCAAGUAGUUCUCUACAGCAAACAAGACUGGCACAGCCCCUCCACAUUGCCACAGAAAACAUACCGCUGCCUGUAGACAGAGAGCAGAACUGUCAGAGUCAACUAGAUUGUUACAAAUUUAACACAAAUCCUAGAGGAGUUUGUGUUAUCAUAGACUGCGUGGGUAAUGACGGAGACAUGUUGGAACAUACAUUUAAGAAUCUUCACUUCAACGUGGUCCUCCGCAAGUGGCUGAGUGCGGAUGAGACUAUUUUAGCUCUCAAAGGAAUAUUGAGACAAAGAGAGAACCUUGAAGGUGAUGGCUUUGUCUGUUGCAUCAUUAGCCGCGGUACGGAAAACAAUCUCCUGGGUACCGACUCGUACGCUGCAAGUCUACGUUUGGACUUUGUCCGACGUCUUUUCACUGCUGAUGCAUGUCCCAUGCUGGCUGGCAAGCCCAAACUCUUCUUCAUCCAGAGGUACAAUGUCCCUGGGGAUGAGGAUCUGGAGACAGAUGGGUGUGAUGCGCGGUCCAGAUGUGAUAUCAUUCCUACAGAUGCAGAUGUGUUCUGGAGUCACUGCUGGACGGAUGGACGGCAACUGGAGCAAGGACACCAUCGCUCCAUUUACCUGAAGGCUCUGACAGAUGCAUUACACAAAGGUCAAACGAGGAAAACACAUCUUGUUGAUGCUCAUACCGAAGUGAAUGGGGCCAUCUUUGAACAUAACAAGAGGAAUCCUGGAGCACACUACAACCUCGAUCUGAAACAUACUUUAAGGAAAAAUCUUUACUUACAAUAGACCAUCACCAUCACUUCCACUAAA